Molecule: messenger RNA, 1209 nt
Organism: Neohortaea acidophila
Lineage: Eukaryota; Fungi; Ascomycota; Dothideomycetes; Mycosphaerellales; Teratosphaeriaceae
Exons: 1
Coding region: 1-1209 (402 amino acids)
Molecular function (GO): protein binding
Source: RefSeq, a predicted model, not a curated record
AUGCCGGCACUGCACUUCCUCACCCUCCCGCCGGAAGUGCGCGAGCACAUCUACACCCUCCUCCUGCGCCCCGACGCCAACCGACUGUUCGAGCCCGAUGAAUACACCGACUACAACUACGCUCCGGCCCUCGUGCUCUUCCGCCUGAACCGCCAAAUCUACGCCGAAGCCCGCAAGGUCUUCCGCCACCUCAACAUCUUCGUGCGCAUCGAGACGCCCUGGCCCGAAGCGCGCGAGCACGUGCAGAGCGAAGGCCACACCCCCAUUCUCAUGAAGAAGGAGCGCGCCGAGCGCUUCACCGGGCACACGCUCAACGUCGUCAUCGACGCUCCUCAAUCGCCUAUCCAGGACGCCGACGUCGAGCGCUUCGUCAUCCACCUCGCGGACCUCGAGAAGUUCACCAAGAGCUGGUACUACGCCGACCUGUCCCACCCGGGGCUGAACAGCUUCCUCCGGCUUUCUCUCCACCUCCGCGACCCGUACACCCCCGAUUGGGACGAGAAGCGCAUGCCCAAAUGGCUGCAGCGUGCACUCCUCCUCCCUUUCGGCAUGGUCAAAGACCUCCGUGAGACCGUCAUCACCGGCGACCCCGAACCUCUCCCGUCCAUCGAAACCGAGCUCCGCGCGGCACAAGCUGUACCACACAAGAGUGCAGAGUACUGCCUGCACGAAGCCACGCGGCUGAAACUCGAGGGCAACGCCGCCCUAGCAAAAGAAGACUACACCCUCGCGCUGGAGAAAUACCGAGAAGCCUGGGAGGCCAUGCACGUCGUUGUCAAGGGGCGGCAAAGACACAUUCACGCCGAUGCCUUUUUCGGCCGCGAGCUGGCCGAGCCGCCUUUCGAGGGGAAGAACGGGCAGCAGGAGCGUCUUAUUUUGCGCGUGCAUCUAGUGGCCAACACUAUUCUCGUGUACUUGAAGCUCCAGGACUGGUACGAGGCCACUUUCUGGGGCAUGCGGACUAUCCGCAUGCUGCGGCAGGCCAUGGGACUGGAUGAGAAUGCAGUGAUGCCGGCGGAUGAGGAGGCGGUGUUGAAUUUCCCGGCCAUGGAGCAGAUGGGCAAAAUUUACUAUCGUACCGGCGUGGCGUGGCGGGAGCUGGGCGACACAGAUGCGGCGCGGAGAUUAUUGCGUGUUGCGGCUGUUUAUUUGCCGCGGGAUGAGAAGGUGCGCUCGGAUCUUGGAGGGCUGACGCUGAGAUUGGGAUAA